This is a messenger RNA of Thamnophis sirtalis, 3136 nucleotides long. The record is from RefSeq and is a predicted model, not a curated record. Lineage: Eukaryota; Metazoa; Chordata; Lepidosauria; Squamata; Natricidae.
GUAUGCACCACUUGGUAUUUUGUUUUUAAUUGCUGGGAAAAUUGUUGAGAUGGAAGAUAUGGGUGUGAUUGGAGGCCAGCUAGCCAUGUAUACAGUUACUGUUAUCAUUGGUUUGCUCAUCCAUGCAAUUAUUGUUCUCCCACUUCUCUACUUCUUCAUUACUCGGAAAAAUCCUUGGGUCUUUAUUGGAGGAUUGUUGCAAGCUCUCAUCACAGCUUUGGGAACUUCCUCAAGUUCUGCCACUUUGCCUGUCACUUUUAAGUGUUUGGAAGAGAACAAUGGAGUGGACAAACGCAUUACGAGAUUUGUCCUGCCUGUCGGUGCAACUAUUAACAUGGAUGGGACAGCUUUGUAUGAAGCCCUGGCUGCAAUUUUCAUUGCACAGGUUAACAAUAUGGAUCUAAACUUUGGGCAAAUUAUCACUAUCAGUAUUACCGCAACAGCUGCCAGCAUUGGUGCAGCGGGAAUUCCUCAAGCCGGCCUGGUCACAAUGGUGAUUGUAUUAACCUCUGUUGGUUUGCCUACAGAUGACAUAACACUUAUCAUUGCGGUGGAUUGGUUUCUGGAUCGUCUGCGCACUACUACCAACGUUUUGGGAGACUCCAUUGGUGCAGGAAUUGUCGAACACUUAUCCCGCCAUGAGUUACGGAACAAGGAUGCUGAAAUGGGCAACUCCGUGAUUGAGGAGAAUGAAAUGAAGAAGCCUUAUCACCUGAUUUCACAAGAGAGUGAGAAUGAAAAGCCCGUAGACAGUGAAACCAAGAUGUAAGGUAGAGGAAAGUUGACACAAAGCACUAGAGAUAUGGAAAAUGUACACUUUCUUUGGUCCUUCUGCUUGUUCCUCAUUUCUUCUUGUACUCUCAAAGCACUGAAAAGAUUUAAGGAUGAACUAGAUAUUACGAGACACAUAGAGUGUGUGACCUGUCUCCUUUGCCUUGUGAUAGAUUAGAGCAAUGAACAACAGCAGGCUGUUGCUCCACAUGCCUCGCCUUGUUCCUUCCCAUAAGGAAGGCCAGAGGAAGGCAAAGCAAAGCACAGUAUUACCAUGUCUCAUAUUGUGUUUACCUAGACAUAUUUUCUCUGGCCUGAUGCCUUCCUGGUGUGAAACUACAACUCCCAGAAUUCUUAGGAAACAUGCAGCAGACAUGCUGGUUAGAAUUCUGGAAGUCAUAAUCCACUACAUCUGGGGGACAUCUGGCUGAAGAAGGCUGCAUAAUCUGUGCAGGAGAAAAUAGUGAGGAGCUGAGCUGCGCAUUUUUCAAAAUUGGUGAAAAAUAUUCCAAAUUCGUGGCUAUGUGCCAUUAAAAAAAUAUAGGCGUUACACAAAGUGAUAUGCAACAUUUUAAUGGGUGAUAAAUAUUUUAUCAAAUUAGCAAGCUUAUUCAAGAAUAUAUUUCUUUAUCCUGUUAAUGUGAUCUCAUUUAAUAUAAGCUGAAAUAGCAAACAGAAGAAAUCCUGAAAGAGGUUCCAUUUUGCUCAAAUGCUACAUGUUCUUAGCACCAUCAAGUCAACCUUUGACAUUUCAUGCUAUUCCGAGAGAAAUUAAUAGCAGAUUUUUAUUUCUUUUUUUAAAAAGAUAGCAUUACCUUAUUUCAUUGCUGUUAGAUCAGCACAAGUACGAAUACAUUUUUCCCCCUAAAGAAUGAAAUAAGUGAAUCGUAUUUCCCACAGGUCAUUAUAUUUAUGAAUUAAGCAAAAACUACUAAUCAUGUGUUCAUUUCUAACCAAUGGGAUAUUUUAGUAUCAGAAAGAGGCUUGUGCUUCUUGGUACUGUGCACCUUCAAAUCCCAUUGAUUUUGUAUAUCACAAACCUGCAAAUACCUCUGUCUAUGUGUAACAUUAUGACUCUCUUUUAGAUGAUAGUAUUUAGCACAAAUACUGCUACUCAUACACACUGUUUUUUCUUUCCAGGAUCAGAGAUCAAAUGCACACACUUUAAAAACAUAUGCACUUUGGAACAGGAAAUUUAUCUUAGCUGCUUCAUUGGUAUGGGCAUAUUGAAUUAUUGCUAUCACGGCAAUUGUGAUGUCAUUAUUUGAUCAAACAACUGUAAAUAUUCUUCUGAUUUAAUCUAGUGAGGCUUAGAUAAAUUAUAACCCGUUCAUCAUAUAUAGUUUUCAGAAAGUAACUGCUUUUGCUUCCUACAGAAACUGUAAAUAUGGGGGAUUAUAAACAUUUAGGCUCCAGGAAGAUUACCGUGGUUCAUAAAUUGUCCUGACUUAAAUUUCAAUUUACCACUGAGUUUUCAAUGGGAAUUGAGAUCCUCGCUGAUUUAUAUCCAUAUGGCAUUUCCAAUCAGUCAUGGGAAUUAUAGUUUAGUCUGACAUUAAGAAUCUUGUUGAAGAUCCUUAGCCUACACACACACACACACAAACAAACAAACAAACAAACAUACACCCAACUUAAAUUUACAUGAAAGAGAAACCAACUUUCAGCCAAUUAGAAUUUUUGGCAAACAUUUAAUCGAACAGUUCAUCAUCACCAUUGCAACUCUCCUGAAUUGAAUUUAGCAACCUAAAGACCUAGAUAUGAAUUCUAAAACAUCCAUAUUUUAAAAACAACCCAAAUGAAAUAAAAAUCCCUUGUUUCCAGGCAGGCUUUGCUGGGCGUUAUGCGCAAUGCUAAGCCAUCCUUAUACAGAUGAGCAAAAAGAUCUCAAAAGCAAAGAGGUAGCUCACACAGAGGUGAUCUGUUAUGAUCACACUAAGAAAUAAAUUGGGAUUCUUUUUCUCUUAGCAGCUUGCUUGCUUGCUUGUUAUAUAGGAACUAGAGAUUGAAGCUGAAAAGAAACUUACUAUAACCUAGCAAAAAACACGAGACUUUGCUGUGAUAUAGUUUAUUUAAUAAUAGAUUGCAAGUUAUUUUAAACCACAAUUCUUGAUUGCACAUAAAGGCAAGCCACCAGGAAUGUGCUAAAAAUUAGGAUUGAUUUGUCCUUCCUUGUUGUGUAGGAAUGGCUCUCCCCAAAGUUCUUUCUUCUAGUGAUGUAGUCCUUGACUUACGAUCAAAAUUGAGCCCAGAAUUUAUGUUGAUAAGUGAUAAUCUGUUAAGUGGGUUUUAGCCCAUUUUAUGACUUUUCUGGUCACGGUGGUUAAGUGAAUCACUGCAAUUGUCAAUUUAGUACCAUGGUUGUUAA